Molecule: messenger RNA, 1810 nt
Organism: Daucus carota subsp. sativus
Lineage: Eukaryota; Viridiplantae; Streptophyta; Magnoliopsida; Apiales; Apiaceae
Product: cold-responsive protein kinase 1
Exons: 7
Coding region: 427-1611 (394 amino acids)
Biological process (GO): protein phosphorylation
Molecular function (GO): ATP binding; protein serine/threonine kinase activity
Source: RefSeq, a predicted model, not a curated record
ACGCGCCAGUGUUAGGUGGUUAGUCAACCUGCCCGUUUCUUCAUGAAAUUGCAGCUGCGGAGAAAUAAAGAUGAUAUUCAAAGAGCGGACGCAUUCCUUCAUGGACCUUGAAUUAUUACAUACACACAUAACUCACAUAUAUAGAGUAUGAGCUCUCUAAUUAUUUACUAGUAUAAUAAACUUAGUCAACAUUUACUCGCACAAAGUUUUCCUCUUAAAACUUCUUUUGUUCCUCUCAAUAUUUUCAGCUCCUUUCUCUUCAUCUCUCAACUGUUCUGCCAAAUCAUAUUUCUCAGACCAUCUAUUUCAGCAUGCAAGAUGAUGUUUCUGGGAUAACAUAUAUUCCACUGCAUUUCAGUUUGACGGGUUAGAACCUAGAGCAGCUGCCCAAAUUUUCACAGAGGACUCUCGGUGAAUUAUAACAUUAUGCCUUGUUUGCCGUUCUUUUGUAGUAGGAAAUUGGAUCCAUCUAAACGUUUUGGUGAACUUGAUGAAGAGCUUUCAGGCGUCCAGGGUGCUAAAGUCUACUCCUAUAAAGAACUGAAAAUCGCAACCGAUGAUUUUAGUGAAGCUAAUAAAAUUGGAGAGGGUGGAUUUGGUCCUGUCUUUAAGGGAAAGCUAAAAAAUGGGGAUAUGGUUGCAAUAAAGGUUCUUUCAGCUAAAUCAGCACAAGGAACACAAGAGUUCUUGACAGAAAUUAAAGUUAUUGCUGAUAUAGAGCAUGAAAACUUAGUUAAACUUUGUGGCUGUUGCAUUGAAAAUAAUCAGAGAAUUUUGGUCUAUGAAUACCUGGAGAAUAACAGUCUUGCACAAACCUUGUUGGGUAGAGGUCACAGCAACCUUCAAUUUAAUUGGCGAACUCGAAGACGAAUAUGUAUUGAUGUUGCAAGAGGCCUUGCCUUUCUUCAUGAUGAAGUGAAGCCAUAUAUCGUUCAUCGCGACAUUAAAGCUGGAAAUAUCCUCCUUGAUAAGCACAUGACAGCCAAAAUCUCAGAUUUUGGUUUAGCAAAGCUCAUCCCUGAUAAUAUGACUCAUGUUAGCACCCGUGUUGCAGGAACAAUAGGUUAUUUGGCACCAGAGUAUGCAAUAAGAGGACAGUUGACACGUAAAGCAGAUAUAUACAGUUUUGGGGUUCUUCUGAUGGAAAUUGUUUGUGGGAGAUGCAACACAAACACACGUCUACCUGUUGAAGAGCAAUAUCUUCUUGAAAGGACAUGGGACCACUAUGAAAAAAAGAAGUUGUUCGAGUUGGUUGAUGUAUUCCUAAACGGAGACUUUGAUGCUGAAGAGGCUUCCAAUUUCUUGAAAAUCGGCCUUCUCUGCACGCAAGACAGCCCAAAGCUUCGGCCAACCAUGUCUACUGUAGUGAAAAUGCUAAAGGGUGAGUUGAACUGUAAUGAUAGAACUAUAUGCAAGCCUGGUCUAAUCUCUGAUUUCAUGGACCUUAAAAUUAAAAGCGCUCCUAAACCAGAGCCUGCUAUGAACAAGAACUCCUGCACUAAUACAUCCUCAGGCCUGUACAGUAAUGAUACCACCUUCUCAUCAAAAGAUUCAAGUCAUUCAACACAACCAACUAUGACCUUUACAGCAAUUAGCGAUAGAAGCGACUGAGCUGAAAUCAGAGCAAAAGGUCCAAAACAAUUUUUUGUUUGUUUAUUAUUGUAUCUGUUUAUCUCGUUUAGAUUAGUCUACGAAUGGAGCUUGUAAAAUUUGGUGUAGUUGUACCAUUUCUUCCUAUUUAACUAUCUCAAAGUUAGUAGUAAGUUUCACUAUGCACAUAAUUUUGAAAUACAAAUGUUUUUCUUGCAAA